ACAGUAAAUAACAAACAAAGUUUUGUUACAAACUAUGUAAUUCAAUUGGGUGCCUACACAAUGACUUUUCAAUAGGUGCUAGUUAGUUACUCACCAACUAAUUAACUCAAGAAAGCAUUAACAUUCUUCUGCAACGUUAGACUAUAAUGACUUUGUAUACACCUUUUUUACUCAUGUUGAGAUAUUUGAAUGCCUUGCUCUUAGGCUAGGAAAGCUCUCCUGGCAAUUUCCUCUGAUAAUACCCUUCUUUAUUUGAAUGCUCAUUUAUAUGAUGAUAACAUUCCAGGGCAUAUCGAUAGGCAAUGGCCUGAUCGACCCAAGGAACCAGGUCGCUCACAGCGAGCUCUGCAGCCUUCUUGGUCUAUUGGGAAUCGACGAUUGUCACAGGCUGCUGAAAAUAGAGAGAGAAUGUAUUGCGUAUUUGGACAGAGGCAGGAUGAUCGACGCUGCUAAUAAAUUCAACGAGUCAAUAGAAUUUAUAAAAGCCAAGAGCGGCGUCAACAUCUACAAUCUGGAUAAGGAUCCGAUGUCCACUGCCUUCCCAUUGGAGGCGUUUGUGAACCGCGCGGAUGUGCGCGGGUGGAUCCACGUGGGUGAAACUACCUUCAAUCUGAACAAUCAGCACGUGUACAACAAGAUGCUGCCCGACUUCAUGAACACCACCAGGCCGUUUGUGGAGGAGCUCUUGGAACAUUACGGGGUGUUGUGUUAUAGUGGUCAACUGGACGUCAUCCUGCCGUACGCUCUGUCCAAGCGAGUGUACUCACAGCUGCGCUGGUCGCGGCGCAAGCAGUAUGAGGACGCGCCGCGGAUGCGCCUGCGCAAGUCCAGCAAUGGAGCAGUUGUUGCCUACCGGCAAAGCGGCGGCAACUUCGUAGACGUGGUGAUCCGACACGCGGGCCACAUGGUGCCGAGUGAGCAACCUGAGCUCUUCCGAUUUGUGCUGAAGGCGUUCAUAGAAGAGUUUAAAUGA
Messenger RNA from Ostrinia nubilalis (European corn borer), 973 nucleotides. Its product is annotated as venom serine carboxypeptidase-like. Gene Ontology annotation, molecular function: serine-type carboxypeptidase activity. Gene Ontology annotation, biological process: proteolysis. The record is from RefSeq and is a predicted model, not a curated record. NCBI's taxonomy places the organism in Eukaryota, Metazoa, Arthropoda, Insecta, Lepidoptera, Crambidae. The transcript is spliced from 4 exons. Bases 257 to 973 code for a protein of 238 amino acids.